GCGUUGCAGCUACGAUAAAUAAGGUAAAUACAGCAAAACAGCAUUGUCUUUAGCCUCGUUUGAAGUGCUUCACAUUUCAUUCGAUGUUCAAGAAUUACUUAGUUAUCAACUGCUUUGUAUUCCUUAAGUCCAUUAAUAUUACUGUACAAAUUAAAAAUUAAUAUUAAGUUCUAAGCUAGAACUUGAGUUCUAAGCAUUAGAAAAUGUGAUCUGCGUUAGCUCAAAUGUUACAAUUCGAGACUAUGUAGCUACCCGGGAUCCAAUUUUCAGUAUACUGGAUAUAACCCGGUAGCAUGUGCGUUGCCUGCACGUGCAAACUAAUGUAGUGCUACAUUAAAAAUUCACUUUUAACCUAAAGGUACUAAUAAAAGCUGAUAAUAUGAAUUUUAAUUAUUUCAAUACUGUUCUCAUCUUUUUGGCGAAUUUCACUGUCUUUGUAUUUGGGGCUUUCCGCAAUGAACAUUAUAAUCAAGCUUCUUUUCGUACGAAAAGAGAAAUUCAUGCGACGGAAUUGGCUCGAUUACUGGCUGAAGUACCAUCAGGACGACAAGAUGAUGUUGCUCUGAAAAUUUUUCAAAACAUUAUUAAUAUUCUCCAGGAAUCACGCAAAAUACUAAGAAAUACUGAUAUUAAUUCAGAGACUAAAAAUGAUACAAUAGGACAAGCUUUCGCAUUAACUUUUGAAAAUACAGCUGUACUAUGUGAUUUCAUUCUACGUUUUCCUGAUGUUUAUCAUUCACAUUAUGAUGGAAUUGAUGAGAUAUCUAUAUUAUUAAAAUGGUCAUUUAAUUUAUUACGGGAAUCACAAUUAAUGAGUGAAUCAGAUGAAAAUAUUUUACAUUUAACUGAACAAGAAUUAAAUUUUGUGAUCAGAGAUUCAAAUUAUGUAAAUGAGUUUAAUUCAGAUCAGAAAAUGAUUAGAGAGAAACUGAGAGCAGAAUCAGCACGUAAAGCGAAAAAAUCAAGUGUUAAACGUGUCAAGAAACCUCGACUUACACCAGUUCGAAGUGAACUCUAAUAGUUUAUUUAAAUGUCCC
This is a messenger RNA of Schistosoma bovis, 1037 nucleotides long. The record is from the annotation of a GenBank genome assembly. Lineage: Eukaryota; Metazoa; Platyhelminthes; Trematoda; Strigeidida; Schistosomatidae.